AUGGAAAUACUGAGCGACGCAUCUGGGGCGCUCGGUGACGAAAUUGAGCUGGACCUCACCCAGCCGACGACGCCUUCGCCCUCUGUACCGCCGAGUCGUCGUGGCAGUAUUGCAAAUUUUGCAAGACGUGAUUCAAGAGCUGCGACUCCUGUCAGCGCUGAAGCUGUUGCAUCCCUACCAAGGAUCAUGUCGAAAACCACUAUUAUCCAUAGUAGCGAUGAGACGCCGCAGGAAACCUUUGAAAGACUUAUUCGGGGAAUUAAGGAUGGAUCUAUGGAGAAAAGCGAGAUUGUGGACCAGCUAUUUAAUACCGUAAGACUUUAUUGAUA
This is a messenger RNA of Strongylus vulgaris, 329 nucleotides long. NCBI's taxonomy places the organism in Eukaryota, Metazoa, Nematoda, Chromadorea, Rhabditida, Strongylidae. The record is from the annotation of a GenBank genome assembly.